This is a messenger RNA of Symbiodinium sp. CCMP2592, 4860 nucleotides long. The record is from the annotation of a GenBank genome assembly. Lineage: Eukaryota; Dinophyceae; Suessiales; Symbiodiniaceae.
AUGUAUCGUGGUCAUCGUAUUGCCGGAGGAUGUGCUUCUCCACUGAGGCCCAUUCGUCCUCCACGAGACCAGUCCACCUCUGCUCACCGCAGGCCUCCCAGACUGCAUUUUAUGAGCUGGAACGCUAGUGGGCUCUCGAGUGAGCGCUAUCAGCAGGUUGCCCUGUGGCUGCGCACCCACGGCCAGCACUUGGCCAUCACGGACCGUGUCUCGGGCAUCUUAGUGCUAGUGAACCUCCGGUUCUUCCAGCGCGACCAGAUCCAGCUCACCUCUGUCAUCGAAGGCAGGCUGGUUCACCUGUUCCCGAGUCGGAACUCCGUGCUGGUGUUAGGGGACAUGAACAUUGAUCUUUUUCCUGACCCACCACAUGUUGGCACGCAAAUCGAUUUUGCGCUCACGCGCCAGACCACUGCUGAUGGCAUUGCCAGGCGCACCUGUCCGGCACAGGCACAGCUCUCUUUAGCACGUGCACAGCCAGAUGACGUGUCCGAUUGCCUUCUGCAGGCCUGGACCCUCACUGCACCCUGCCCGACUACGAUCACUCCAACCCACAGUCCGAAAACUCAGCUGAUUCUCCACCUUUGGCACUUGCGUCGUGAACGACGGUGUUUCGUGCAGCGACAGGAUCCCUCUGCCUCUCGGGCUUGGUCUAGGGAGGCCGAGUUGAAAGAGGCUGCCAAGAGUCUCAAACUGCUCUGCGCUCAGAAUAGGCAACUUCGCAUUCAGCAGAUCUUGCAGGAAGCGGAGCAGGCUGCUCAUAAAGGGCUUACGGCUGUCUACCAGGUGGUGAAGCGUCUUGCUCCCAAAACGACACCCAAGCCUAUCCUCUUCCGGGAUCCGCAGGGAACUCCCCUCACCACGGCUCAGGAAGCGCAGACCUUGAAGGACUACUUCUGCCGCCUCUACCGCUCCUCCUUGCCGGAGCCUCAUCCACCGGGCCACUCUUUUACCCCGUUUGAUGUGGAGGAGCUUACUGGUGUCAUUGCGCAACUUCCCUCUGGCAAAGCUAAACCCUCCUGGCUUGCCCCUGCCCCGCUUUGGUCUCUUGCUGCUGCCCAUGUUGCUGAUGUUAUUCACCCGGCCCUGACCCAAUGGCUCACUCAUAUGACGGACCCCAUGCCGGGGCAGUGGCCAAAAUCUUCGCUGUGCCUUCUGGCCAAACCGUCGAAGCCUCCGAAAUGUCCUGAGAACCUCAGGCCUAUCGCUCUUCUUCAUCCGGUUUCUAAAUGUUUGGCGAAACUGGCGGCUGGUCUUCUGCGCCCGACUGUGCAGCAUCUUGCCACGCGUUUCCCCCAGUUCGCUUAUAUAGGGGGCCGAUCUGUGGAAGACUCUAUCGAACGCGCAUGUUCCCAUUGCGCAGCUGUACGCACGACUCUUGAAGCGCAAAAGUACAACAUUCACCUUCGUCGUCAAGGACAUGUUACGGGAAAAUGUAAAGGAGGGAUCACCCUCUCCUUAGAUCUUUCCCGGGCGUUUGAUUGCUUGCCGCGAGAGAUCCUGCACAAAGCUCUUGUUUUUGCGGCUCUCCACUCGGGGGUGCGUCAAGGUUGCAGCCUAUCUCCAGCACUGUGGAGUAUCUUCAUCUGCUAUGUCCUCCAUCUUUUAAGUGCGAAAAUUCCUCUCUCCUGUCUUACAGCGUUCUCAGAUGACAUCCUUGCACAAUGGGAGGUCCAUGAGCCUGAAGACAUUCUUCGCAUUUUACAGGACAUCGCUUUCAUCAUUGACACUCUGACCUCCCUUGGCAUGUCAGUGAGUGACUCCAAAACAGUGAUCCUCGAUGGCCUCCGAGGUCCCGCCAAGUCCAGACUUCUACGCCCUCUUCUGCAGCACCAUAAGGACAAGGGCCCCUGUCUUCGAGUGAUGUGUGCCACUGGGCCAUUAGAUCUGCCCUUUCGCAAGCAGCAUCCCUACCUGGGUAUUGUGCUUAGCUACGACUGUUUCGAGAAGCUCUCCCUUCAAAUCAGGAUCAAGCAAAGUUGGGCCAACUUCAGUCGCCUCUUCUCCCUGCUCAGAUCCAAGCACAUCCUACCCAUUCAGCGCUUGCAGCUCUGGACUGCUUGUGUGUUCUCCACGCUGAGAUACGGCCUUACCAGUACUGGCUUGCCUCCUCGAGGCCCUGAUCUCAUUCGCCAAGUAGUGGCCAAGCAGGUCCGCCUUGUCCUCAAAUCCCCAAGCUGGAUCACUCAUGAAACCACAGCUGAUCUGUAUACCAGGCUCCGCUUCCAGGACCCCAUUGUCCAGCUGUCCAAUCAGUUGCAAUCGCGUCAGACUCGUCCCUCCCUCAGCGUAGAGGCCUUCGAUACCCCUGAACGUCUGCGGUGGAGGGCUGCUCUCCCUGCGUCCUUUGUGUCUGACACGUCUGCCCAUCUGUCUCCUACCACGCAGCCUGUGCAAGGGACCUCUCGCUGCAGCCUUAUGGAUGUUUCGGGCAUCGUUACGCGUACCUAUGCAUGCCCACACUGCCCGCAAACCUUUCCCACUUUGAUUGCCCUUCGCACCCACUGCACCAAAUCACAUGGGCCAUCAUCAGACCAAGUUGUCGCACCUCCUGCUGAGCCUGAUGUUCCACACGGCUCGACCAAGACCAUGCCACCUCCUGGCAAUGCGGCCGCCACCUUGAUUCCUUCCACUAGUGAGGGUGUUUCUCACCUUCGACCUCCUUCGCAACAACAGCUACGUGCACGGUUCAUGCAUUUUGCUAAGGAUGGUAUGCCCCACUGCACCCUGUGCAACAGGAAGUUUGCUGCUUGGCCACCCUUUCUCAACCAUCACUACACCAACUCCUGCCCGGCUCAGGUUCACGACGAGUCCCUGAUCAAGAACCCUGCUGCGCCUGCCGCCUCCUCUUCUGUCUCGGCCGCAGAUCCUGCUUCCAGUGUCGACCACUCCGAGCUUCCUGCCGCCCCACCUACACAGGCUGAUGCCUCCUCGCCCACGGUCACUCCCUCGGAUGCACUGCCGCUCCUUCAACGCCCUGCCAUUCGUGAUUUAGCUCUUCAGGACGACUGGCAGCUCCUGGCUCGCCAACUUCGCUCCAUGCACACCGGCCAAGGGUUGAAACACUGCCCUGUUUGUCAUCAGUGGUUCACUCGCACGCAGGACAUCUUCCGUCAUCUGAAGCGUCAGCACCCGCUUCCCGCGAUUCUUGAAUCCCUGCGAGCUGACUGGCUCACAGCGCGUACAGCAGCAGCCCGCUCCCCCUGUAGCUGGUGCAGGCUCACGGUCUCCUUCAAGACCCAACACGUUGCCGCGUGCCCUGUUCUGCAGCAAACUAUCACCCUUCGCCUUCUCGCUCUGGGCAGCGGCCUCUCUCUUCAAGAGGCACAGAGACAGGAGGUUCAGGCAGAGCUGCAGCUCCUCCAGUGUUGGGGCGAGGGAGCCAUGGAGCUGGAUGUGGCGAACAAACGUCGCGAGAUGGAGGAUGCGGAAGACCAAGAGAAGGAGCGGGACACGAAAUGGGCCAGACCGGAAUCCAAGGGAAAGGGCAAUCAGCUGGGCCAGUCCAAGAACCAAGGCCCUCGCAGACAGCCGAUUCGCCGAUCGACAGAGGCGGACACCAGAGCCCCGGAGGGAAUGAUGUGGUUGCUGGGCAAGCUUCUUCUACGCCACGAGGACCAAAUGGGUAUAGACAGGACUCAGAACGGCUUUGUCAUGUUCUUCAAGAGGGAGAGUAAAUCUCAGCACUGGCACGCCCUGAAAGAGCAGAAGCAGGAGAAGAUGGACGAGAUUGCUAUGCCUCUGAGGUCCUUCCUAAUGCACACCAUGCUGGAGACCCUCGUGACGAGAAUCAAGGACACCGUGAAGAGCGAGGAGCAGCUGAAGACCGCCACCACCCUACAGGUGUUCUUGCCGAAGGAGGGCGAUCUGGAGCUUCGCAUACCAUUCUUGAGCUACAAUCCAGAGACCAAGGCUCUGGUGCUCCUCCCAGAAGUUGAGGUUCGCCGCCAAGGUGAGGGAUCCUGGCACAGGAUCACUCUGCACCCCUUGGCAUCCCUUCAGUUCCUUUUGGCCGAGGUUGAGAAGUGUGCCCAGGUUCGCUGCCGUUCUGCCCGUGUGUGGCCCGAAGGCCCCUUCCUGGGCAACUGCCGCUCGAUAGGGAGCCAGUUGCCUCAGGGCACACGGUGGCUCCUGGUUGAUGGCUUGGAGCUGGGAGAGCACCAUGACCCGGUCCUUUUAGUGCCGCCCUCGCCGGUUUCGCAACCACUCACUGCACCGACUCCCUCUCCGGAUGAGGUUCCACACCCCUGUGCAGCCUCACCGGCCCUUCGCACUCCCCCUCAGCCUUCCACUCCUGUGGGGCCCCCGGUCAGUUUUCACCCUCGCAAUCGAGGGCCGGCUCGUGAGAGCCGAUUUGCUUCGGCUCCGGCCUUCCCCUGGAGACCCCCACGGAGUCGGGCCCCUCCCCUGUGGUUCUGCCUGAGGGAGCAAGCGGUCCACCCCAGCCGAUGCCGGUUUCCGUAUCCGGCAACCCUGAGCCCUGAGCCAGCCUCGGCAUCCUCCGUGCUUCAGGCACCCCUUGCCACCCUGGCCGAAGGGCCGGAGUUGAGCCCUACUCCUGCCAACCCUUCUGGGCCCUCCGAGGACGAGGCAACCGAGCCGCCCUCUCCGCCCCCUCACCGUCAGGUUCGAGGUUCGGCUGCACCGAAGUCUCCUCCCCACGUGCAGGUCAUCUCAGACAACUUCCUGAGGUGUUUUGCUUGUUCUGUGGCUUGUGCCAACCAGCAGCUCAUGGAAGGUCACAUCAUGACCUCUCGUCAUGUUCGCCUUACCACCCAGUACAUCGCCCGGCGACGUCGUGAAAUGGAAGAUGAGCUGGCAGAGGAGGCCUCGCAGGCUCUGGAUCGCCUUUCGAGGUCCUGA